GGUCUAGAGAGCGCAUGCGUGGACUCCGGAGUUUCCGCCCCGGCGAGGCCGGCCGGAAGCGCGAGCGCACCUGAAGAGGGAUGCCAGCGGGUGACGGCCAUGUCAGUGAGGGUGCGGUUCCUGUCCCCCAGGGAAACGGCCGCCGUGGGGGCCGUGGGGCGCAGUGCCUCCUUCGCUGGCUUCAGCAGUGCACAGAGCCGGCGGAUGGCAAAGGGCAGCAGCAUCAGGGGCUCUGUGAGGUCUCGGACACCUGGCAGAGUGCCCAAGGCCUACGCCACACUGCGCAAGGGCUCUAGCUGCAUGGACCCCAAGCCUCAGCAGGUCAAGAAGAUCUUCGAGGCGCUGAAGAAGGGGCUCAAGGAGUAUCUGUUUGUGCAGCAGGCCGAGCUGGAUUACUUGUGUGGGUGCCACACGGAUACCCACAGGAGCUCCAGGCUGGCUUUCUACUAUGACCUGGACAAGCAAAUGCGCUCCGUGGAGAGGCACAUCCGGAAGAUGGAGUUUCACAUUAGCAAGGUAGAUGAGCUCUACGAGGGCUACUGUAUCCAGUGCCGCCUGCACGAUGGUGCCUGCAACAUGCAGCGGGCCUUCUCCAGGGGUCCGCCAAGCCGUGCCUCCCGCGAGAGCCUGCAGGAGCUGGGUCGCAGCCUGUACGAGUGCACCGAGGAUAUGUGGCUCAUUGAGGGAGCCCUGGAGGUUCACCUGGGCGAGUUCCAUGUCCGGAUGAAAGGCUUGGUGGGCUAUGCGCGCCUCUGUCCUGGAGACCAGUAUGAGGUGCUCAUGCGCCUGGGCCGCCAGCGCUGGAAGCUGAAGGGCCGGAUUGAGUCAGACGACAGCCAGACAUGGGACGAGGAGGAGAAGGCCUUCAUCCCCACCCUGCACGAGGAUUUGGAGAUCAAGGUGACUGAGCUGAGGGGCCUGAGCUCGCUGACCGUGGGUGUUGUGACAUGUGACAUCGCCGACUUCUUCUGCACGCGGCCGCAGGUCAUUGUGGUAGAUAUCACGGAGCUGGGCACCAUCAAAUUGCAGCUCGAGGUGCUGUGGAGCCCACUUGAUUCCGAAAGCCAGCUGUCAUCUUCCAGCCCCCUGGGCAAGUUCUCAGUGAACAGCAGGAAGGGCUCCUUGUAUGCCUGGACUCCCCCAAGCACCCCCAGCUUCCGGGAGAGAUACUGCCUGUCUGUGCUGCAGCAGCCGGCGCCGCAGCCCUGGUUGCCGGGCAGGCCUAGGGUACCUUCCAUCCUCAGCUACCUGUCGGACAGCGACCUGCAUGGCCGGGGCCCCUGGAGCUGGAGCCAGGAGCUGCCUGAGAUGGACUCCUUCAGUUCCGAGGACCCCCGAGAUGCCGAGACCAGCACAUCAGCGUCUGCCUCAGACAUGGGCUUCUUGCCCUUGGCCAUCGGCCCCCCUGCCUCCAUUGAGGAGGAGGGGCCCCUGCUGCCUCAGGGCCUGCUGCCAGAGGUGGCCUGCCUGGCGGGGAGUUCACCAGUGGGGCCGCCAGGCUGGCAGAGCCUUGGGGAAGACAGCCCCGAUCUGGCCUGGGGUGUCCUGGGCCACAGUGGCACAAACCCACAGCCCAACCAGGAGGGCCAGGCUGAUGGAGAAGCAGAGGACAGCAUGGAGGGUCCUGGCCCAGCCCUGGAGCAACCGCUGCAGGAGGUCCUGGAGUUGCUAAGGGGCCCGCACCCCACCUGGUGGCCGCAGCUCUGGGAGCUGGAGCACCAGGUUGUCCAUCUCAGGGAGCGGCUGAAGCCCCGUGGAGCCCGGCGGCAGGAGCACGCCUCGGCUGAGAGCCUGACCAAGUGCGUCCUGGACAGCUUUGCCUUCCUCAAUGCCCACUUCACCCCGGACCAGCUGUCUCUGGCGGGGGGCUCCCAGAGUCCCCGAAGGGACAGGACCUCGUCGCCAUCACCAUCACCACAGGGGCCAUCCUGGGAGCUGGACGAGCUGCUGGCUGUGCACCUGCGUGUGUGCAGAGCUGUGCUGCAGAAGCUGUUGUCCCCACUUGUGUCGCGGGUGGUCCAGGAGCAACUGCUGGAGGAAGCGGUGCAGCAGAGGCGCGUCUUGGAGACGCUUUCUGGCCUCGACUUGGACAAAGUCAGACAGACAGCGGCCGCUGAAGCAAUCCUUUCACAGGCCAUGUGUGGGAAGGGGUGCCGGGCGCUGUGGAGGGCGUGCACGGCCCCCUGUGUGGCACUGACCUGCCCCGCCUCCACACUGCUGAGCCAGCUCAAGAGGACGUUCCUGCACCGGCUCAGAGGGAAGCACCUGCGACAGCUGGAAGCAGUGUGCCACCAGCUGCUGGAGCAGGUGGUCAGCUGUAGUGGGCUGCUCCCGGGGCCCGGGAUCUUGGAGGAACAGAGGCUCACCUGGUUCCAGUUCCUCGGCUACCUGCAGAAGCAUGGUGUGAGUGACCUGGAGGAGCACCUGGCCCAGCUAGCCAAGGAAGUCAAACUCAUCGAGGAGCUGCACAGCACUGCACAGCUCAAGGCCAUCAAGAAGCUGCAGGGGAAGCGGCUGGGCCAGCUCCAGCCCCUGCCCCAGACCCUGCGAGCCUGGGCGCUGCUCCAGCUGGACGGAUCCCUACGGGUGUGCAGGGCGGCCAGGGUACGCCUGGCUGGCGCAGCCCGCAAUACAAGCUUCCGGGAGAAGGCUCUGAUCUUCUACACCCACGCCCUGGCCGAGAGUGACGCCAAGUUGCAGCAGGCUGCGUGUGUAGCGCUCCAGCAGCUCCGGGGUAUCGAAAGCAUUGAUGACAUUGCCCGCCUGUGCCAGUCUGACGUGGAGGCUGUGCGCACAGCAGCUCGGGAAGCCACGCUGUCAUUCGGUGAGAAGGGACGCCUGGCUUUUGAGAAGAUGGACCGACUCUGUGCAGACCCAGAAGUCUCCUGCCAGGACGACGAGGUUGAAAUCACUAUAUUUUAGAAGCCCCAGCUCAUGAGGGUCCUUCUAGAAUUGUGUGUGUGUGUGUGUGUCGUCAUCCAGCCCUGUGACCUGAAGCUGCAGACCCAGGCCACAGCCGAGCACCUGCAGAGGUAGGCCAAGUGGGACUGCCUGGCCUUCAAUGAGAGCCCAGCCUCUGGCUGGCUCUGUGAAGCCGAGUGUCCCAGCACCAGGCAGGUGGAGGCCCCGAGUCAGAGGCUGCGAGUACAUGGGAGGAACAUGAGGCUCGCUGCGUGCUGACCCAUUCUGGGCCCACUGGGUGGCUCCGGUCACUUCACCCUGGCAGAUGGAAGGGCUUGAGGCUAUCUGCAGCCCGAGCUGCACCCUGGCCAGCUGGCCAUGGGCCCCCGAGUAUGACAGCACAAAGCCAGCCGCUGGGGCUGGGAUGCCCUUCGCUGCGGCCACAUGGCUCAAAAAGGAACCAAAGAGGAAUCUGGCUCUGGGACAAAAUCAGGCCAGGCUGGAUCGGUGAUGGGAAAGCAGGCCCCUCUGCAGUCCGCUCAAAAACGAGCUUGUGUGUCCUGAGGUGCGUGUGUGGGAGCACAGAGACGAGGCAGACAGCGCUGUCCUGCCACUUUCCUGUGGAGAGUUGGUGGGUAUUUGCUCUUUUGGUUUUGCUCCGUAUUUAUUUGGUGCAUGUUCCACUUUCUGAAACUGCAAUGAAGGUUGUGGUG
Molecule: messenger RNA, 3614 nt
Organism: Ochotona princeps (American pika)
Lineage: Eukaryota; Metazoa; Chordata; Mammalia; Lagomorpha; Ochotonidae
Gene: RIPOR3
Product: RIPOR family member 3
Exons: 22
Coding region: 100-2922 (940 amino acids)
Source: RefSeq, a predicted model, not a curated record